AGGUUAAAGAAUGGAAAACCAUCAUAAUGGGGAUGAGUUUCUUGAGCUACCAAUUGCCAAUGUUGAGAGAAUAAUGAAGAAGAUAAUUCCACAAAAGGGGAAGAUUUCAAAAGAAGCAAAGAAGAAAAUGCAAGAAUGUGCAAAUGAGUUCAUUAGCUUUGUCACAAGUGAAGCAGCACAAAGAUGUCAGAAUGAGAAUAGAAGAACUCUCAAUGGUGAUGACAUUUAUUGGGCAUUUGGUUCUCUUGGCUUAGAUAAUUAUGCUGAAGCUUCUUCCAAGUUCUUGCUUAACUUUAGAGAAGUUGAAAGAAUCAAGGUUGAUGAAAAACACAAAAGUAAAGAUAACCAUGGAGAGAUCGGUGAAACCUCUUCACCAAAUUAGCUUGUUUUUUGUUCUCUAGUUUCUUCGUUUAUU
Messenger RNA from Cucumis sativus (cucumber), 415 nucleotides. Its product is annotated as nuclear transcription factor Y subunit B-4. Gene Ontology annotation, cellular component: CCAAT-binding factor complex. NCBI's taxonomy places the organism in Eukaryota, Viridiplantae, Streptophyta, Magnoliopsida, Cucurbitales, Cucurbitaceae. The transcript has a single exon. Gene Ontology annotation, biological process: regulation of transcription by RNA polymerase II. Gene Ontology annotation, molecular function: RNA polymerase II cis-regulatory region sequence-specific DNA binding; protein heterodimerization activity; DNA-binding transcription activator activity, RNA polymerase II-specific. The coding region runs from base 11 to 382 and encodes 123 amino acids. The record is from RefSeq and is a predicted model, not a curated record.